Filobasidium floriforme is the source of this 2268-nucleotide messenger RNA. RefSeq lists its product as uncharacterized. The record is from RefSeq and is a predicted model, not a curated record. The transcript has 2 exons. Gene Ontology annotation, molecular function: FAD binding. The coding region runs from base 243 to 2087 and encodes 614 amino acids. NCBI's taxonomy places the organism in Eukaryota, Fungi, Basidiomycota, Tremellomycetes, Filobasidiales, Filobasidiaceae.
CGGCGUUGAACAGUAUGACAAGGCGUUGGUCCAUCAUACGAGCUCUGAUCGCUCUGAUUAGGAACAAAAUCUUAUUGAGCAGAAGCGAAGUCGAAGCUAUACUCAGUCGUUAUAAGCUUCCGCUUUCUUGCAGACAGUCCCGGCUCCGAGGUUCGGCAUCGUCCUCGCCGAUGUGAACACGCGUUUAUCGGCCAUAUGCUUCUGUCAUUGGAUGAUGAUCACGGAGAUCAGAGAUCACGAAGAUGAUGUUCAGAUGGCAUCAAGCUUCAUUUUCGAUCUCGAUGGUCGACCCCCUGACACAUCUAAAACAAAGUCUGCAUGGAACGCGCCUACAAGCGAUUUCGCAUUCGUAUGGAAACUGCCCGACCUUGACGCCUAUCAAACGGCCAAUCCAGCUUGACAUGACGCUGGCCCGCUCAGCUCAAACAACCGGGGUCAUUGUCGCUCGAAGCGCUUCUCUCGGACACUCGACAAAGCCCUUAGCUGCUAUGCGGUUCAACAGCACAUCCACCCUCGCAUCACCCUCUCCUGCUACCACUACGAUCCCCGCUUCGACCUCACCCCCUAUCCUCCCCGUCCUCAUAGCAGGUGCAGGCCUAGGCGGACUCGCACUAGCCAACUCCCUCUCCCGCGCCCGGAUCCCGUAUCUGGUAUUAGAGCGCGACUCUGACUUGCACGGUCGAGCUCAGGGGUACCGGAUCGCCCUAGACGGGGGAGGAGCCGGUAACAAGGGGGGUGCUGAUGGGCUGCGUGCGGUGCUGAGCGAGGGGAAGUUUGAGGUCUUUGAGAAGACUUGUGGGGAAGAGUGUGGAGCGUCCGGGAGGGUGGAGGCGAAGAGCGGGAGGUUGGAAGCGAAGGGGAUCUGGGGGAUGUUAGGUACGGGCGGGUUUGGGUUGGUCUGGGCUUUGUUGAGGCGGGUGGUGGGCAGGAAGUGGGACGGGGGUAGGGGAAUAUGGAGGGUGUUUUCUCCUGGUCUCACCACUGUCACUGUUGACCUGAAAAUUCCGAAGAGCAAAUCCACAGCGUACCAGAUCGACCGCCGUGUCGUCCGCUCAAUCUUGCUCGGACCCGAGAUCGCCCCCCAUGUCAAGUAUUCCGCCAAGGUCAAGUCGUAUACCGUCCACGAUGACUCGGUCGAGGCUCAUUUAGCGAGCGGCGAGUCUGUGCAAGGGUCUUUACUAGUAGGAGCAGACGGUAUCCGAUCCAACAUCGCCGCACAGCUUUUCGCGUCAGCCGACAUCCCCGCCGAGCGCACUCGGACGCUCGACCUGGGCGUACGGAUCGUCUAUGGCAAGGCGCCACUCACGCCUCAGCUGUUGGAACGGAUGAAUAAAGGCCUGCACAAGGGCAUGGCUUUCAUCGUGGACUCGGUCAAGCUGCCGCCGAAGGAGAGGGUGAUGGUGGUCGUCAAGACCAUGAACUUUGACCACAACAUCUCCACGGCAGACAAGGUCAAAGCUGGAGCGGGAGAAGUGCAGACGCCAGAAGAUUACGUGUUCUUCGCGAUGGUCUCCCGGAAAGAACUCUGGCAGGACGCUCUGAAACGCAUGUCACCCGCAUCUGCCGUCAUAGAGAAGGAGAAGGAAGCGGAACAUGAUACAGACGACCGUCUGGUCCGCCUGACGGGUCAGAGCGCCAAAGACCUCUCGCUGUUCGUCGCGCGAGAACGCUCAUGGGAGCCUUCCGUCCUCGCUCUGCUAGAAGGACAAGACGCCUCGCAAACGGCCGUCCUGCGUACCACCUCGUCAGACCCCGCCGGACCGCCUUUGUGGGAGACUAAUGAGCGCGUAACACUUUUAGGUGAUGCGGUGCAUUGUAUGCCGCCUACGGGUGGGCAAGGUGGGAAUAUGGCGCUUUGGGACGGGGCGCUGCUAGGGCAAGAAUUGGCAGACGAGUGGGAGACGAAGUGGGCUGCUCGGAUGUCGUUAUCGGAAGACGAGCAAAAAGCAGGAGAGCUCGGAUGGAAGUGGAGUCGAGGUACGAUCAGGCGAUACGAGGACUCGAUGAGGGCGCACACGGGGGAUAUCGUUGCGAUGGCGUGUAUCGGUGCGACAUAUCUAUUUGGGGGCGAAGAGGUGUGGCGGUGACGGUCGGAUAGAAAUUGCUACCCGAUGAACGUCUCGGUGGUGGCCAAGCAGGCCCAGCUUAGUAUUGGUUUCACGUUUGAUAAUAAUGUCUCUACCGCUAGCUAAGUAAGGUAACGUGUAAUUGGCGACUGUAUCGAAUGUACUGAAGACGAACGAUGUAUGAAGACUUCCUCUAACGCGA